AUUUGGCAACCCUAUGUUUGACAUUUAAAAGAAAACAGGCAUCAGAGGAAAAAGAAUAUUUUUGUAAUUUUUAUUGUGAAAGGAAUAUGGCUUGCCGCAAAAUUAUAUGUGAUUUUCCAAUUUUGAAUCGCAGCAACAAGAAAGUGGUCGUUCAAGCAAGCUCUAGUUUAGCGCGUAAUUAUUCGCAAAAUUCAGAUUUGCAAAAGGUGACGCACACUGGCCAGGUAUUUGCUGAAGAUGAUUAUCGCAAUGUCCGCUUUACAAAUGCUAAGCGUUACGUCAAUGAGAAUUGGGGCAUUAAAUUGGUGAAUGAAAUUCCACCCAAAGAAUGCAAAGAGCGUGUGGUGUAUUGCGAUGGCGGCGACGGUCCUCUGGGACAUCCAAAGGUUUACAUUAAUUUGGAUAAGCCUGGUGCUCAUGCUUGUGGUUAUUGUGGUUUGAGAUUUGUUAAAAAGGAUGCGCAUCAUUAAAAUCUGUGUUAAUAUGAAUAAGAUAUCAAGCCAUUGUUAAGUUUUGGUAAAGAAAUGCCAUAACCUCUAAAAUAAAUUGAGAAAAAUAAAUGAAAAAAA
Messenger RNA from Glossina fuscipes, 569 nucleotides. RefSeq names its product NADH dehydrogenase [ubiquinone] iron-sulfur protein 6, mitochondrial (gene ND-13A). Gene Ontology annotation, biological process: mitochondrial electron transport, NADH to ubiquinone. NCBI's taxonomy places the organism in Eukaryota, Metazoa, Arthropoda, Insecta, Diptera, Glossinidae. The record is from RefSeq and is a predicted model, not a curated record. Bases 87 to 470 code for a protein of 127 amino acids. The transcript is spliced from 3 exons.